This is a messenger RNA of Encephalitozoon romaleae SJ-2008, 387 nucleotides long. RefSeq names its product small nuclear ribonucleoprotein D2. The transcript has a single exon. The record is from RefSeq and is a predicted model, not a curated record. Lineage: Eukaryota; Fungi; Microsporidia; Unikaryonidae. Gene Ontology annotation, cellular component: U2 snRNP; catalytic step 2 spliceosome; precatalytic spliceosome. Gene Ontology annotation, biological process: spliceosomal snRNP assembly; RNA splicing. The coding region runs from base 1 to 387 and encodes 128 amino acids.
AUGUUUCUCCCAAAGAAUCUGGAUAGUCCUAACGAGAAGGAGGAGAUGGAAAUGAAAGGGCCUCUUUCACUUGUUCACAGAGCCAUGGUAAAAGCAAUGCCUGUGUUAGUUUCCCUACGGAAUAACAGAAAGGUUAUGGGAAAGGUGAUAGCAUAUGAUCGCCAUUACAAUUUACUGAUGGGAGAUGCUAAGGAGAUCGGCAAUAUGCGUGGAAGGAACAAAGGAAAGAAGAAGAGGCAAGGCUGCGAUUUCUCCAGACGCCUCGGAAAUGUUUUUAUUAGAGGAGAUACUGUUAUACUUGUUGCAGGAGGAGUUGAUACAUUUCAAGAGAAGGGCUUAGAGGAUAACGGAGAGCAAAGAAGAGUACAGAACGACGAGUAUAUCUAA